AAAUGACACAAAUGUGCUCACCGGAAGAGAACUAUUCCGCUUUCUAUGGAUCUUGUCCCGGUCCCAAGUUGAGACGUGCGCGCGCGCCAAUUACGCAACCCUCCCCUCCCGCCAGUCGGCGCGCUCCCGCGGUAAAAUCGCCAGCGUCUGUCGUCGCGUGUGCGCGUGACCUGCAUUGACCGGCUGCUCCUGCUGAGUCUAAACCAGAAUCUCCGUCAGUUCUAGAAGCCCCCGACCGCAUCUUGUCUUCAGCACGGGCCAGUCGCAAUGGGGAAGGAGAAAGUCCACAUCAACAUUGUCGUGAUCGGCCACGUGGACUCUGGGAAGUCCACUACCACGGGCCACCUCAUCUACAAGUGCGGCGGCAUCGACAAAAGGACCAUAGAGAAGUUCGAAAAGGAAGCUGCUGAGAUGGGGAAAGGCUCGUUUAAGUACGCCUGGGUGCUGGACAAGUUAAAGGCAGAGAGGGAGCGUGGCAUCACCAUCGACAUCUCUCUGUGGAAGUUUGAGACCUCCAAGUAUUAUGUAACCAUCAUCGAUGCCCCGGGCCACAGGGACUUCAUCAAGAACAUGAUCACCGGGACCUCUCAGGCCGACUGCGCCGUGCUCAUUGUGGCCGCCGGCGUCGGGGAAUUUGAGGCCGGUAUUUCCAAAAAUGGGCAGACCCGUGAGCACGCCCUGCUGGCCUACACUCUGGGUGUCAAGCAGCUCAUUGUGGGCAUCAACAAGAUGGACUCCACCGAGCCAAACUACAGCCAGAAGCGCUACGAGGAAAUUGUCAAGGAAGUUAGCACUUACAUCAAGAAGAUUGGCUACAACCCAGACACCGUUCCAUUCGUGCCCAUUUCUGGAUGGAACGGCGACAACAUGCUGGACGCCAGCCCUAAUAUGCAAUGGUUUAAGGGGUGGAAGAUCAAUAGGAAGGAUGGCAAUGCAUCGGGUACCACACUGCUGGAAGCUUUGGAUGCCAUUCAACCACCCACCCGUCCAACAGACAAACCUCUUCGUCUGCCUCUUCAGGAUGUCUACAAGAUUGGAGGUAUUGGAACCGUGCCUGUCGGCCGCGUGGAAACAGGCAUCCUUAAGCCUGGCAUGGUGGUGACCUUCGCCCCGGUCAACAUAACAACCGAGGUGAAGUCAGUGGAGAUGCACCACGAGGCGCUGUCCGAGGCCCUACCCGGCGACAACGUGGGCUUCAACGUCAAAAACGUGUCCGUCAAGGACAUCCGCCGAGGAAACGUGGCUGGCGACAGCAAGAAUGAUCCGCCGCAGGAAGCUGCCAGCUUCACUGCUCAGGUUAUCAUCCUGAACCACCCCGGCCAAAUCAGUGCCGGCUAUGCUCCUGUGCUGGACUGUCACACGGCUCACAUCGCCUGCAAGUUUGCCGAGCUCAAGGAGAAGAUCGACCGCCGCUCAGGCAAGAAACUGGAAGACAACCCCAAAUCCCUGAAGUCUGGAGAUGCUGCAAUUGUAGACAUGACUCCCGGCAAGCCCAUGUGUGUCGAGAGCUUCUCUGAGUAUCCUCCACUGGGUCGUUUCGCAGUGCGUGACAUGCGGCAGACUGUGGCUGUGGGCGUCAUCAAGGGUGUGGAAAAGAAGGCCUCCACCACUGGGAAAAUCACCAAAUCUGCCCAGAAGGCUCAAAGGAACAAAUGAAUGUUGUGCUACGCUGCCGACCCCAGGGUCUCCCAGGGCAGGACAUCAGUCAUCCGACUCCAUCCUACAAUUGGCUGCUUCAACUUAAUAAUCAAAGACUGGUUAAUCAUCACGAUGCAUCGCAAAACCAUCCGAAGAAAAGAAAAACUGUAAGACCCUAUUGUAGUUGGAUUACCAUGAUAUAUAAUGUAAUAUCACAUAGUUUUAAGUGUGCACUGUUCAUUUGAUUCAUGGCAAUACCAUUCUGUGAUAGUGUACAACUUGAGGUAUUACCAUCCAUCGCCUCUCUAUAUCCCUCCAGUACAGGUACUAGUGUGUUUACAUGGUGAACGUUGUCUUUACUAGUGUCUGUUUUCUGUUUUUACAGCGCGCGUCGUACAAGCUGGGAUUAGCGGUUAAAGACUACUGUAUGUUCUUCUGAGUAUUUAGUAGAUGAGUAUAACUUCAUGUUUUCUUGUGGUUCAGCUUUAAAAAAAAGUAUUUCAAACAAAAUGUGUCCUUCCCAAGGGCCUACUAAUAGGCCACCUAAUUCUUAAAGCACUUUAAUUGGCACUUUGCUAACUUUGCACUUGCUAUGGAGAUAUUACAACAUGAAUAAGCUAUCGCACCUUAUUGUAGAAUGGCACAAGCCGCUUUGCAACAUUAAACACGUUCCACUCAA
Molecule: messenger RNA, 2317 nt
Organism: Nerophis ophidion (straightnose pipefish)
Lineage: Eukaryota; Metazoa; Chordata; Actinopteri; Syngnathiformes; Syngnathidae
Product: elongation factor 1-alpha 1
Exons: 8
Coding region: 268-1656 (462 amino acids)
Biological process (GO): translation; translational elongation
Molecular function (GO): GTPase activity; GTP binding; translation elongation factor activity
Source: RefSeq, a predicted model, not a curated record